This is a messenger RNA of Anarrhichthys ocellatus (wolf-eel), 1223 nucleotides long. Its product is annotated as protein MTSS 1-like. The record is from RefSeq and is a predicted model, not a curated record. Gene Ontology annotation, biological process: positive regulation of actin filament bundle assembly; adherens junction maintenance; plasma membrane organization. Gene Ontology annotation, molecular function: phospholipid binding; actin binding. The transcript has 3 exons. The coding region runs from base 376 to 699 and encodes 107 amino acids. Gene Ontology annotation, cellular component: actin cytoskeleton; cytoplasmic side of plasma membrane. NCBI's taxonomy places the organism in Eukaryota, Metazoa, Chordata, Actinopteri, Perciformes, Anarhichadidae.
CGCGUCCACGUCUCCCUCCCGGCGCGUUCCCGAGCAGCCAGAGCUCAGUGGAGCAGCUCUCCGUGUGAAGUUGAUCCUCUCCGGCGGCGUCGUUGGCCGUUUCCUGCAAUCUUCUCUCCGCUCCAACAUGCGUCUCCUCCCGCGGACAUGGGAUCUAUCUGCCCCGAGUGGGAACUAAUCGCCGGCUCUGCUGCUGCUGCUCGUGUCCUGGUCUCCUUCAGCCGGGGAAACCCUGCAGAGCGACUCUGAGCCUUUUCCAUUGACACCGAGCCUCCGCCCCCCCCCCCUUUCCUCUCUUUAAUUGCUUCAUUUAUGGACUGCAGAAGCUCUGAGUGAGAGAGUGUUUUGUGAUAUUUUCCGUGGACACAGCUGAAGAUGGAGACGGUGAUGGAGAGGGAGUGCAGCGCGCUGGGGGGGCUUUUCCAGACUGUCAUAGGAGACAUGAAGGGCAGUUAUCCUGUCUGGGACGACUUCAUCAGCAAGGCCAGCAAGCUGCAGUCACAGCUCAGGACGACGGUCGUCGCGGUUGCAGCCUUCCUGGACGCCUUUCAGAAAGUGGCCGACAUGGCGACCAACAGUCGAGGUAGUGUGUGUGUGUGUGUUUUCUUCUCUUCAGUGCCUCAUAUUUUGAAGAACUCAUUUUGUUUUAGUUUCUCUCGAAGCUGUUUUUCCGAUCAGAAAUUGAAUUUCCAGUAUUAAUUAAAUGUAAUAAACUGUUGGGGAGGAAGCUUAAAGAGACAGUUUGGAUAUCCUUUUGAAGUGAAGGGUGUUUCAGGUACUUUGGUUAAAGUUUGUAUUGUUUCAUCUCAUACAUCAUCCAGACUUUAUGCUGAUAAACGACCUCGAUAACAAACCAAUAUACCGAUGAUGGUGGACUCUUUCUUUGUGAUCGUCAAUCCCCCCGGAAGGUCUAGAAUGAUCCGUGUUGUCAUUGUGGUGAAGCAGUUUGCACGUUUUCUAUUGAUUUGUACGUUUCCAUUAUUGACAAAUGAUCGGAGGUGGCUGUCUUCCCGAUCGCCAGACUGGAAACAUCGAUAGAGUUUACUUCCUGGAUUGAUUAGAUGAAGCAGAAGGAUUGAUGGGCAGCUCAGUGUUUAAACCUUCAUGGCAACCAUUCUAAGUAACUCCAGCUCUUCAUGGAUUCAGUCAGUCUAUUUUGCUUUGGAGAAACUAUACCUUUAAGUGUGUGUGUGUGUGUGUGUGUGUGUGUGUGUGUGUGUGUG